UAAGUCCCAAGAGACUCUUAGAGUUCGCUGUUAUCUGCACUGCACGCAGGAAGAUCAGAAGACGAUACACCUUUUCCAUCCUCAUCUCAAAAUCUAUUUCGUUUAUACUUCCUUGGCUCCUUUGGAUAUAUUUUGUAAUCACUGAAACCUCUGCAGUCGCUUUCUGUAGUUUCCCUAAGGUUUCAGACAUGUCUUAUGUUCCUCCACAUAAGCGAAACUCGAAGGAUCCAGUUCAACCUUCCCCUUUUCCUCCUCUUCUUACAAAAUUCAGAAGAAACAUUGAUGACCUCAAAAGUAGCUAUUUUCAAGGAAAUGGAAUUGUAUAUUCAGGAAAAUACUUCACCAAAUGGUUUCUUGUUAGUUCAAAUGGAAUUGAGGACGAGGUUCCUCCGUCUGUUAAUCUUGUGCCCCUUUCCUCGGAUUCUUCUGACUGCAUAAAUGGAUUGAAGGCUUUGGAACUGAUGAACAACGACUUCCACAAAGAUAUGAUCACUGAAGAGAGCGAAGAAGAAGAAAGAACUAGGUGGCUCUUAGUAGCAGAGAAGGUUGCUGAUGACCUUGUGUUUGCAUAUGAGCAAGCUAAUAAGAGAAAGGAGGAUCAUGAAAUUUCAGAUAAUGCUAAACUGAGACUGGUUGCUAGGUUCGGAAAAAUAGUCUUUUAUGGGCGCAAAGCUGGUCCUGUGGUUGAUUAUUCCCUAAAGAACUCGAGAAGGAUAUUCUCUACAGAUGUUCCAACCUCUUUCAUACAAAACAUCAAGUCUAAUGCUAUAACAAGCCAUGAAUUCUGUAUAGACGGAGAAAAGGAAAAAUACAUUGUGAAGAUUACUGGUCCCAAUGAAAUCAUCAGUUGUAAAUGCACUGUUAAGGAAGAUGGUCGUCUCAGUAUGUACAAGGUCGAGCUUAAUCCUGAAAGGCAUUUGACUAUUGAUGUGUCUUGCACUGUUAAGAAUCUUGAUGUGAGGCUUAUGCUCGCUGGCAAAAGGAAAAUAAACACUCUCACGGAGAACGAGCUAAGUAACAUUCAAGGACUACUUAGUUCAGCAAUUGUUGAUCUCAAUGUGAAAGGAAGAUUAAGGUGGCCGCUUGGUACAACUUCAUCCGAAGGUGGUUACAAAAUAUUUGAAGUUUGUCACGUUAAAGUUACUAUCUACAAAAAGCAUACACUCGGGCUUAAGGUCAGAGAGACUGAUGGAUUUAGUGAGAGGAAUGGAACAGGGGAAAUCGCAAAAGGUGUGACUCUUAUACUUAAAGAGAUGAACACUAAGCUACAGGAACAGAACAUAGAGAGGGGUUGUGUUUUGGAAAUGCUCCGAGGUGUUCUUGGAACUAUAUGGGACUUCAUGAGUUACGAUGGCAGUCUUAUGUAGUAAAGAGCCAUAUGUUUUUG
Molecule: messenger RNA, 1387 nt
Organism: Brassica oleracea var. oleracea
Lineage: Eukaryota; Viridiplantae; Streptophyta; Magnoliopsida; Brassicales; Brassicaceae
Exons: 7
Coding region: 189-1367 (392 amino acids)
Source: RefSeq, a predicted model, not a curated record